Xiphophorus couchianus (Monterrey platyfish) is the source of this 4130-nucleotide messenger RNA. RefSeq names its product forkhead box G1a (gene foxg1a). Gene Ontology annotation, biological process: regulation of transcription by RNA polymerase II. Bases 89 to 1660 code for a protein of 523 amino acids. Gene Ontology annotation, molecular function: DNA-binding transcription factor activity; sequence-specific double-stranded DNA binding. The record is from RefSeq and is a predicted model, not a curated record. The transcript has a single exon. Lineage: Eukaryota; Metazoa; Chordata; Actinopteri; Cyprinodontiformes; Poeciliidae. Gene Ontology annotation, cellular component: nucleus.
CCUCGUGAUUGGCUGAGCGCUCAGUGGACGCCUUAAUGUUUAAUACUAAUGUUCCCCUGGUUGGCUGAGGACUGGGAAGGUCCAACCAAUGUUUUUCACUUGCUUUAGUGGCUGCGGCUCCCUAAUUAAUUGCAGCUAUCUGUCUCCUAUCGAUGUGUGUGUACAUGUGUGUUGUGUGUGUUUCCCCUUUUCUCCCCAAACCGAACAUGAAAUAGUUUGUUGGGCUAUACUUUCUUUCUUCCUUUCUAAUCCCCCCUUCCUUCCUUCCCGUCCUGGUUCGCUGGUGGAGACCGGGAGGACUGAAACCCAGCUGUGUUCGCCGCCCGCCUCUGCUCGCCGCCGGUUCCCCCCUCACUGCUCGGUGAUGUUGGACAUGGGAGAGCGCAAAGAGGUGAAGAUGAUUCCCAAAUCGUCGUUCAGUAUAAACAGUUUGGUGCCGGAGGCCGUGCAAAGCGACAACAACAACAGUCACCACCACCACCACCACCACCAGAACCAGAGCCAGAACCAGCACCGGGCUGUUGGUCCGGAUGAUGCCGAGCAGAAGGCGCCUCUCCCGGCCUCGCAGCCGGACGUCAAAGCGGACCCGAAAAGUGAGUCGCUGAACCCGGAGAGCUGCCCGGAGGAGAAGCAGGAGGAGAAGAAGGACGGGAAAGAGGGAGAGAAGGACGGAGAGAAGAAAAGUGGCAAGUACGAAAAACCUCCUUUCAGCUACAACGCUCUAAUAAUGAUGGCUAUCAGGCAGAGUCCGGAGAAGCGGCUAACUCUCAACGGCAUUUAUGAGUUCAUCAUGAAAAACUUUCCGUAUUACCGGGAGAACAAGCAGGGCUGGCAGAACUCCAUCAGACACAACCUCAGCCUCAAUAAGUGCUUUGUCAAGGUGCCUCGGCACUACGAUGACCCCGGGAAGGGGAACUACUGGAUGCUGGACCCCAGCAGCGACGACGUCUUCAUCGGUGGAACCACUGGGAAGCUCCGCCGGCGCUCCACCACGUCACGGGCCAAGCUGGCUUUCAAGCGCGGUGCCCGGCUGACCUCCGGGCUGACCUUCAUGGACCGGGCCGGCUCCUUAUACUGGCCGAUGUCCCCCUUCCUCUCCCUUCACCACCCGCGGGCCGCCAGUGCCCUCGGCUACAACGGGACCUCGUCGGGAUACCCGGGCCACCCGAUGUCCUACAGCAGCAUGCUCACGCAGAACAUGAGCAACAACCACUCAACGUUCCCGUCGUCCAACGGGCUCAGCAUGGACCGGCUGGUCGGUGGGGACCUCCCCUACGCGACGCACCACCUGACGGCGGCGGCCCUGGCGGCCUCGGCAGUGCCCUGCGGCCUCUCUGUGCCUUGCUCCGGGGCCACUUAUUCUUUAAACCCGUGCUCGGUGAACUUGUUGGCCGGACAGACGAGUUAUUUUUUCCCCCAUGUCCCACACCCGACCAUGAGCUCACAGACCGGCGCCGGAGGCGGCGGCUCGUUGCAGGCUGCCCGGGCUUCGGCUUCCAAUUCCCCGCAGGCUCCGUCCUCUUCCUCGCUGCCAUGUGACGCUCUUAGGCCGGCUUUGUCCGGCUCUCUACCCGCCUUCUCCUCGGGACUUUCCGGGGGUUUGUCUGACUAUUUCACACAUCAGAACCAGGGGUCAACUUCUAACCCGCUCAUACACUAACUCCCCCCUCCCCCCCCUCCCCUGAACUUCAUCCAUCCAUUCAUCAGUUCAUCCAUCCAUCCAUGAAGGAGUGAUAAUCUCAAAAUGAUUGGAACACUAACGUGAUCGUUUUUAACACUGAACAUUUAAGAUGUAAAAAAUGACAAAUUAUUAUAAACUACUACCUAUUAUAGAAAAAAGAAGAGAGACUGCAAAACAAAAAAAGAGCAGCACUGAGAAACUCACAGAAAGCAGCACUGACAUUUCCAGGUAUUUUUUUUAUUUUAAAUAUUAUUAUUAUAAUUAUUAUUAUUAUUACUAUUAUUACUAUGGUUUCUUCGUCUCCAUGUUCUUCUCGUUGUUGCUGUGCCCCAUCUCCUCCUGCAGUUUUAAUUUCUGUGUACAUAAUGUGUGUUCUAAGUGUCCGGGGUUUGUCUUCUGUAUAAUAAUGUCAGUCAGUGACGUGCAAUGUGAUCUGAGAUAAGAAGCGGAGAGAAUGACGAGAGCGCAGCUUUGCUCACGUUUUUUCCUUGUCUUGUUGGAGGAGGCAAGUUUUUUUUUUUUAAUAUUAGAAUGAGUAUUUAAAUUAGUUUUGUUUUAUUAAAGAUUGUUUCAUAAUAAUAAUAAUAAUAAUAAUAAUAAUAAUAAUAAUAAUAAUAAUAAUAAUUUGCCAUGCUGGUUAGAAUAAAAGCGGGGAAAAGUGAUGAUUAUUAUUUUUUUAAAAGCUGAAUGUUCUUCUUAAAGCUGAAUGUUCACAGUGGCCUCUGAACGUUCUUCUCCAUUCAUUCAUUACCUGGUUUUAAAAACUGCUGACGCGCUUUUUAUAGACCAAAGAAUCUGUUCCAUAUGAAGUCAGUAUUGUGCUGUAUAUUCUGGGAGGCCUGCUGAGGUCGGAAUGAAGGAGAGACUCAAAUCCUCCGUCACUGCAGAAAAUGUCCCUUUAAACGAGAUGUUUGGUCCUUUAGGUUGUUUUAAUUAUUAUUUAGACUUCUUUUUCUUUUUCCAAAUAGAUUUUUUUGGUUAUUUCAGCAACUGUUGGCGUCGCUGGAGGAAUUUCAUUUGUAGUAAAAUAAAAUAAAAUAAAAUUAGCGGGCAUUAUUUUUCCAAUUGAAGAAUUGCGCUUUUCGGCGUUACGACUUUGUGCGUAAAUGUCUCGUUUUGUGGAAAAUUUUCCGCAGUGAAGCUUUUUUUUUGCCAUGGAAACGUGAUCGCCGGUUUUAAAAAAAGAAAGCAAAACAAAACACAGACGUUCACGAUUCUUUUUUCUUCUUGUUUUUGUACAAUUAGUAAAAAGAAAAAAGAAAAAAAAGAUCAUCUUUGUAAUUUGACUUUGUUUUGUUUUAGAAAAGGAGGAACGCUGUAAAAAAAAAGAAGAAAAAAAAUCCCGUUUGUUUAACAAAAGAAAUUCUGCCUUCUGAUCUAAUAGGCUCCUAUUUGGAAUGACUGUCUUUUAAUUGUCGCCUCUAAAACAAUUUUUCAUGGUUGUGAUACUGUUGUGGUCUUCUUCUUAUUACCGUGUUUGUCGCUUAUAAAAAGAAAAAAAAAGAAAAAAUGUUUUAAUCCUAAAAAAAGCACAAAUAAAAGAAUAGGUUACAUUCAUAACUAACGUAAUUCCCUUUGUCUCUUCUUUCCUGCUCCAUAUGAAACAACAGAGUGAUUGAUCUCUAUCAGUUUUGGGGUUUCAGGUUGGACGUUGGAAUCGUUGACGCGCAGCCGGAGCUUUUCUUCGGGUUCCGGGUUUGGGCUGCGCUGCAGAGCUUGACUCGGGGCCCCUGCUGGCAGCAGAGCUCUGGGGUCUGGUGCUGAAGUGUCUGCGAGUCUUUUAUUGUUUCAGAGUGUCAUAUUCUGCCCAUUGGAGCGCGGAGAUAUUAGGCGCUGCAGGCUGCGCCGCUUUGCUUUGCGCGCCUCGGUAUCUGCGCUCCGAUCUCAGCGGAGCUGCACGUCUUUGUCGACGUUUUUUUCUGCUGCGGUGAAAAACUUCCAGAUGAUUGAUGAUUAUUUUUUUCGGAGUGAUUAAUCUGAGCGUGGUGUCGCCGCAUGCCGCGUUUGUUCCGGUGUUGCGGUUUUUUGUUGUUGUUGUUGUUGUUGCUUUGCAGAACACAAACAGUCCGGAGAAGUUCGGACUCUUUCAGAUUUGCUCCCCAGAGUAAUGUUCUCCAUUCACUGUUUACUUUAAAGGCAGCUGCUAUAUGAUCCCGGGGUGAGUGCUUUCUGCAGAGCUGUUGAAAUGUGCUUUUGUUGAAAGUUAGAACUUUAGAACCUGCAUUAAAAAAAAGAAGAAGAAGAAAAAAAAAAGAAAAAUUGGGAGUUCUCCUAAAUUCACAAGUUUUGUGUGUUCUCGUGGCCUGACGCCAAAUUUCCUUUUUUUUUUUUUGUCUGUCAUGCUGGAGGACCUGAAGCAUAUCACGGCUUUGUUUGGGUUCUGCUGUGGUUCUUUAUCUCAUGCUAACUGCGAAAUGAAACAAACAAACAAACAACAAAAAAACAAAAA